Molecule: messenger RNA, 1397 nt
Organism: Parasteatoda tepidariorum (common house spider)
Lineage: Eukaryota; Metazoa; Arthropoda; Arachnida; Araneae; Theridiidae
Product: putative peptidyl-tRNA hydrolase 2
Cellular component (GO): cytosol
Molecular function (GO): protein binding; peptidyl-tRNA hydrolase activity
Source: RefSeq, a predicted model, not a curated record
AUCAAUCCAUCAAUAAAUGUUGGUUGAAUUUCUGACUACUUUAAACAUUUAGGAACAAAUUUUUUGUCGUUAACUUUACAUGUUUCGUUAAUUUACUUAGUAUAAUGAUUAAUCAAUUUGUCAAGAAUAAAAAUAUAUGAUCAAUUCAUUUUCAUCACAAUCUUCCCAUUUCUUGUUCAUUCACUAAAAGACUCUUACUUGCUUUAAAGGUUUUUAAAUUUUCAUUAAAAUUUAUGUAGUUUCAGAAAAAGCGGGGCUCAACUAUCAUUGGAUAUCGUCAGAAAAAAUAGGAGUUUCUUGUUUAAAUUUUACUUGUUUAUAAAUUUUGUUUCACUUUCUGUUACUGCUUUUAAGAUUUAUAUACUUACUACAUCUGCUAGAUAAAUUUUAUUUCUGAGAAAUGCAAGAGCCAAGAGAAGAGGGUGAUGGCGAAGAAAGUCAAGCUGCGCCCACACCUUGGAAACCGAAUGAAGAUUACUUACAAGUUUUAACUGGAAUGGGUAUUAGUGCGGUGGCAGCUGAAAAAGCAUUAUUUUAUACUGACAACAGAUCUCCUGAUUUAGCUGCUGCGUGGCUUUUUGAAAAUUCUGAAGCUGACCUUGAAACCUCCCUCGCUGCAGAAGCUGGUAUAUCUGCUGAUUCUGCAUACGACGAUGUUUACAAAAUGGCGUUUGUUGUUAAUACGAGUUUGAAUAUGGGAGCAGGUAAACUGGCAUCACAGGUAGCUCAUGCCGCCAUUGGAUUGCAUCGUCUUUUGUUGCAAAAUGAGAACAAAUAUGGAGAAAUGGUUUUACAAUGGACUGAAGAUGGAGAGACUAAAAUAGUGUUGAGAGGAAAUUCUACGCAGCAUCUUGUGGAACUAGAAAGAAAAGCACUUCAACUUGGAUUACCUACUUAUUUAGUGCAAGAUGCGGGGCGGACGCAAAUUCCAUCGGGAAGCACAACAGUUUUGUGUUUAAUGGGUAGAUUGGACAUAGUGGACGAGGUGACUGGAUCUCUAAAACUUCUUUAAUUAAGUUAUUUUAGUUAUGCGCAUUUAAAAAAAAAAGCCUGUAAGCAUUCCUUCAUAUGCUCAAUUAGAUAUUCAUUUCUAUUGCUUUAUAGAAUAUUUUGGAAAGUGUUUACUUGCUGGUUUCACUUAAAUGUAUUAAAAAUUCUUGAUAUUAAAAUAUUGUAAUGAUUUUAUACAAAUGUUGAUUAUAAAAAAAGCAUUGAUGCAAAUAUUUAUUUAUAGUCAAAUCUGUCUAUCUUAAUGAAUUGUUACUUCCUAAAGAAAUAUUUAUCUUUUCAAUUAUUUCAAUUUAAUUAUAGAAACUGUAUUUAGAUUAUUUCCUCAAACUUAUGCUUGGAUUAUGAAAUGAAUGAUAAAUCUUAUAAAAAUUAAGUAUGAACUUCUA